Messenger RNA from Alexandromys fortis (reed vole), 6148 nucleotides. It is a transcript of the gene Prr5l, whose product is annotated as proline rich 5 like. Gene Ontology annotation, biological process: TORC2 signaling. NCBI's taxonomy places the organism in Eukaryota, Metazoa, Chordata, Mammalia, Rodentia, Cricetidae. Gene Ontology annotation, cellular component: TORC2 complex. The transcript has 10 exons. The record is from RefSeq and is a predicted model, not a curated record. The coding region runs from base 2222 to 3457 and encodes 411 amino acids.
CUGUGGGUGGCACCAUUCCCUGGCUGGGAUCCUAAGCUGUGUAAACAAAAUGGGAGCUGAGCAGUGGCCUGCAUUCAUCACUCUCUCUUCCUGUCCUGUAUCUGUGUGGAUACAAUGUAGUCAGCUUCUUCUUCAUCUUCCUGCUGCCUUGACAUUCCCAUCAUGGUGGGUUGUAGAAUAAAUCCUUCCUUCCAUAUGGUGCUAUAUUGUAGCAACAGGAAAAGAAACUAAUAUGACAGAUUAUGUGUAUGUAGAAAAAAAAACAAGGAGUACAUAAAGUUCAUCACUCUUUGUAGAUUGAGGCAUUCACUGGCAGUGUAGGAAUGCACUCUUUGUAGAUGAUGGGGGACGACUGUACUUUUUAAGGUGAUGGAGGCUGUAGUUCUGAGGUUCUGGAUGGUACAGAUGUUAGGACUGAGCUAUGAUGCUGCAGCAGUGGGCCUUGGGGAUGUCGCUGAAAUGCUCAGAGCCUCCCCAUCCAGGGAAAGGGCUUUAGGUACUCAUGUGCCGAGCAGAUGUGAGCAGGCAUUGUACUGCCGCCGACCUCUGGAGUUGUGUUUCAAUGUUGGUUUGGUUGCCGUAUUGCUGUAUUUGGUUUUACUCAGUCCUGUGUUCAUUUUCUCUCAGGCCUACCGCAACAACCAGUACAAGAUUUCUCUACACUGCCCCUUUAAGCUGCUGCUGCUGCUGCUGCUGCAGCUGAGAACUGGGCAUACUUUUCUACAAACUCAAAACACAAGUUUCAAACUGGGAGAGUUGACACAGGAACUUUCCAGCUUUUCUGGAAAGGGCGUGUGUAGUAGUGCACAGUGUAGCACAGAAAUUUGUUGGCAGGGCCCCGAGGAGCACGAGUUCAGGGUCAGUCUAGACCACAUGCUGAGACCAUGUCUCUGAAAAGCAAUCCACAAAACGAGAGAGACAGACAGAUAGAAAGGCGGAUGUGCGCUUUAUUCAGCCACAGUCCUGCUUGUAAUCUUACUGCAUUCCUGCCUUGACCAUUACUGAUUUUGCCCUUUAAGGAGGGGGUCCUAUCCUUUUUGUUAGUCAUGACCAAUUAUUCUCUCCUUUUAUUUUCUUAUUGUUCCUAGGCUGCAUAUAUGAGUUGUUUUUACAGCCAGCAGUAGGUAUUGGAUGCAAUGCAAAGUCACCCAUCUUUGUCUCGCAGAGACAGUGUUGUCUGCCCUCAGGGCUUCUAAAGUUCUUAAUAUUACUUAUCUACCCUGGGGCGGUGGUGGUGCAAGCCUUUAAUCACAGCACCCCAGAGGCAAAGGCAGAAGAAUUUGAGUUCAAAGCCAGCCUGGUCUACAGAGUGAGUUCUAGGACAGCCAGGUCUACACGGAGAAGCCCUAACUCAAAAACAAAUAAACAAACACCAAACAAAAACGUCUUACCUACAAAAGUUUGUUUUCUUUUCUCAAAGUCUCCUUCCCCAUGCUUAAUUCCCACACUCCAGAGUCCUGGGCAAGGACUGGGGAACCGAUAAUUUUCAGCUGACCUUUGAUGGGUCUAGCCUUGUCAUUUCCAAAUGUAAUCUAACAUUCUGCCUCUGGUUGUCUGACUGACCAUCUUCAGCAGUAACCUUGGUGCCUGUCGCCAUGACAGUACUACUUUUGGAUGUUUGCUGACAGACCCUGAGCUCUCUGGGAGUAGUUCUUUUAGUCUUCUUUAUGGGCCAAAGCCUUCUCUGCUUAGGUCCUGGCACAUGCUUGACUGUGGUUGAGGUACAGAGACUUUGGCCAACUUGUGACUUCCGUGAAAUGAUUGCAUUGCAAUAACUCUGCUCCUGACUUACUACCUGGGGAGUUUGUUUUCUCCUCAGCCCUUCUCUUAGGAAAAAGCAUUUUAUCUCCGAGAGAAGACCUACUUUUCAAGGAACAGCACAUUUAACACGGAGCACAUUUCCCAGCACUUCAAAGUGCCUCUGGCUGCCAGGCAGUAGCGUUUGACCGCUCCUUCACCCAUCAGUGUUUUAGAUAUAUUAUGUGUCAGAAAUGUAAUUGCUCCUUAAUGGUGCGUCUCAGCUACCGUCUGAGUCUAGACUUUCUGGCUUACCAUUGAGUAGGCACUGCAGAACCACUGUGGAUGACAUUCACGGGCCACACCCAAGCCACGUGCACUCCAAGAAAAUUGAUGUUUUUAAGUGGGGACGUCAAGGUCUACAAGUGCCACUGGCUGAUCAACUGACCCAGAAUUCCUUGCCCUUGUGGUUCUGGUCCACAAGAUGCCGGUGUUGGCUCGGAGUGGGGUUUUAAGAGAUCCCAGAAGCAGCAUUGGGAGAAGUCUUUUCCGUGCGUGGCCAGAAACAUCUGGUCCUGAAGACACAGCUCAAUCCUCACCUAGACUUAUGACCCGAGGCCUUGCUCCCCUCCUGCCCAUUGAGUUCCACAAGAUGGGCUCCUUCCGCAGUCCCAGACCACGAUUUAUGAGCUCCCCCGUGCUCAGUGAGCUGCCCCGCUUCCAGGCUGCCCAGCAGGCUCUGCAGCUGAGCUCCAACUCUGCCUGGAACAGCGUACAGACAGCUGUGAUCAACGUUUUCAAAGGGGGCGGUUUGCAGAGCAAUGAACUGUAUGCACUGAACGAGAACAUCAGGCGGCUGCUGAAGAGUGAACUUGGAUCCUUCAUUUCAGACUAUUUCCAGAACCAGCUUCUUGCAAAAGGACUGUCCUUUGUGGAGGAGAAGAUCAAGCAGUGUGAAGGUGAUAGUCUCAUUGAGGUUCUGGCUGAAGUCUGGGAUCACUUCUUCACCGAGACUCUCCCCACCCUGCAGGCAAUAUUUUAUCCGGUUCAGGGACAGGAGCUGACCAUCCGCCAGAUCUCCCUGCUGGGCUUCCGGGACCUGGUCUUGCUGAAGGUGAAGCUGGGUGACUCGCUGCUGUUGGCACAGUCCAAGUUACCCUCAUCUGUUAUACAAAUGCUGCUCAUUCUGCAGAGUGUUCACGAGCCCACAGGCCCAAGUGAGGGCUAUUUGCAGCUGGAGGAGCUGGUGAAGCAAGUGGUGUCUCCCUUCCUCGGCAUCAGUGGGGACCGCAGCUGCGCAGGCCCCACGUACUCAUUGGCCAGGAGGCAUUCCAGGGUCCGGCCCAAGGUGACUGUCCUGAACUACGCCUCUCUGAUGACCUCGGUUGGCCGGCCACUGAAUGAGAUGGCCCUGACUCCGCUGACAGAGCAGGAAGGAGAGGCGUACCUGGAGAAGUGCGGCAGUGUGCGGCGGCACACCGUGGCCAAUGCCCACUCAGACAUCCAGCUGCUGGCUAUGGCCACCAUGAUGCACUCAGGGUUAGGAGAGGAGGCUGGCAGUGAGGACAAGCACCUGCUCCUGCCACCCAGCUUCCCGCCACCACACCGCCAGUGCUCCAGUGAACCCAGCAUCCCCGACAGCCCCGAUGAACUGGAACUAGAGGAUGUAGCAAGUGGCAGCCAGGAGGACUCAGAGAUGAACUGUGCUUCCCUCAGCUGAGCUGGCACCUCCGGGGUUUCCCCAUCCCUGCUUUGUGGCCAGGAUGAGGACUGUGUGGCUGUCUCUCCUCCGUGGAUCACCGAGGCGCUCUGGCUUUGAGUGAUAGUGCCUUAUUUCUUAGGGCCCAAGCCGAGUCUCCACGCCCUCAGAAAACACCUGUAAACCUCUCCACUUCGGUGUCUGUGACUAGCUCCUCAUGCCACUGUUCUCCUGACUUCCAGCUCACCUACUUCGUCUGGAGCUUCAUCUCUGGGCCUUUCCUAUCAUAUUGGACUGGCCCAAUGCUCCUAGUAUAUAAUGCUCUGGUGUGGCUAUAGCAGAAGCUCGGACCACACGUGAGCAUCUAGAAUGUGCCAAUCUUGGCAGUUCCCCAAAUGAUCCCAUGAAGCAGAAGCCAAUGGAUAGAAAGAAUAGCAGAAGUUCUGUAUAGCAUGGAAGGUCAACUGUAGCCCAUGUCACACAUGGCCCUGGGAAUGUGUCCUUAUCACUUUGGUUGUAGUGACCUUGAAAGCAUUAUCCUCCUUGUGGGUGAGGAUACAGGUGCACCCUUACUUAUGUCCAGAUGUCAUGUGCUGUCUACACGAAGGGCUUUUUAGCCUAGGAGAAUCUACCAGACUGGCGCAGCCCUGUCUUGCAUUUAGCCUCAGGCUUCCCUCUCAGGCUUUCCCCCCAGACUGCAGGAAUGAACCCUCGCAGUCACUGGUGCCUUACUCCUCUAGUUUCAGGAACUGACCGCUUUCCUGUUGUGCAUUUGAGAGGCUGGCAGACAAAGACUGACCUAGUCUACCUGGAUUUCACUUGAAUUUGUAAAACGUGUAUUGUUCAAAGAAAAAAAGUUCGCAAAUAUUUGCACGUAGGACCUUGCACUGUUCAUUUCCAGAGGAGUGUCUUUGCAGAUGGAACACAAGUGGACCCCUUCAAAAGGAGAUGAGGUAGCUCAGAACACAGGGACCCACAGUGGGCGGGAUUCACAUACCUCAGCGCUGGCUCUGCAGGGGCCUGUGCUCUAAGUGUCUAGGCUUCUAGGGAAGACUGCUGGAAUCAGGAGCCUGUCUCUUAGGCAUAGAAGCCUAGUAACUAGAAUGCAUCCGUGGACAGAGAGAUAGGCACGUGGACACGUUUUAUUUGGAGGAGUGCUUAUUCCCUGGGCUUAUAGAAGUACCCAGAAGUGUCUGGGAUUCCUGUUGUAUCCGUCUUGUGAUGCUGUUUGAGGCAGCAGGCUUUGUUACUGUGCUAGGUCCUGACUAAUAUUCGCUCCAGAUUGGGGAAAGGUAACUUUUUUUGUCUAUGUUGAAUCCCUGGCUUCCUCUUUAUAAUUGUCUUAUGGUCUUGCUAGUAGAAGCUUAGAAAAACAUAGAAACUUUCUCCUGAUCCUUGGUGUGUGCUAACCUCUCAGGAUCUGGAAAUUUUGUUGAUGGCAUCUCAGUGCAUAAGCCACCAAUAGAAGAAGAGGCCAUUCACACUCAUCUAAGUCUUGAUAGUGUCUCCCUUCUGGGCAGAGAUCUGAAAUAUGACCAUAGCUGUGCUUUUGAUGCAUUCUGCUUUGGAAUUUUUUUAAAAAUAUCUUAAUUUUGUCCUUCUAAGAGCAAAUGACAAAAGAGAGAUGUCUGCUUGUCACAGAAUUGUCUAAAUGUCACACACCUGUGCUCAUGCUCUUGCACAUACACGUGCACCCAUACAUGUCCAACAGUGUGUGAACCCAUAUAUGCGUGCACACACAUAUACACACCACACACAUACCAUAUACACAAAGAGAAAUGUUCAAAUUCCUUUGAGGAAAAAACAUGCAAAAACUAAUCUUUCUGUCUGUAGUGUCUAAAGUCUACAGGUGGGAGGCUGAAGAGGUGGGUUGGUGCUCAAGGUCACUUUCUACUCUUGCAGAAGACCAGAAGACGUGGGCCCAGUUCUCAGUACCUACAUCAGGCAGCUCACAACCAUCGCCAACUCCAGUCCCAGGGGAUUGGAUGCCCUCUUCUGUCUCCUGGGGGCGUCUGCAUGCAUACAGUGUGCAUAUAUACACUCAAGACAAACACACGCAUGCCCACACACUUAAAAUAACUUAAAAAAAAACCUCUCCAUAAGUUAAUUACCGUGUGUUCGUGGGCAGAACAUUGUAGUCUGUUUAACUUAACUGAUGGCUGGGUCCUUGUUAGUACACCAAGCACACACUUGAGAUUAAUUAUUGAUCCUGGCAAAGUAAUUAGUCAUGCUUGGGUUUGCUUUUCUCAUUGAUAAAAUGAACAGUGCAUGUUUUAAAUAUGCCUUUUUCCUUAUCUUGGAUGUCUCUGUCAAGGACAGCAGUUGUCAGUAUAAUACAUGAGCUCUUGUAUUGGAAGUGGACAGGCUGUUGAACUCCAUUGCUGCUGACUUUAAACAGUUUACAAGUUUCUCUUUGGACACACCUGGUAUUUGUACAGACAUACCCCAGACUGUACACAGCAACGUUUUACGGCAUUUGUGGGCUUUGGCCAUCAGACCUAUUGCAAGAGUCACCUGUAGAAGCUUUACCCAGGUUUUCUCCCUCUGGUGCCAGGGAGAUUUCAUCUUGCUAUCUAUGCCAAGGGUUCCCCUAGGUUGAAGUUUGGUAACCGUAUAAUCCCAACUCUGGGCUCUGACUGAACUCACAAACUGAACUCCUUUCUUAUUGUGUGUUUCCAAAAUAGAUACAAUAAAUGUUUUGUUUGUCAUGUG